AUGGGCAUGAUGAGGAACAGCUUAUUGCUAUUGCUGCUGACGUUGGCCGUGCUCGUCUCUGUAUCGCACGCUGAGACAGGCAAGCCGUGCUCCGACUACACGUUUGGCAACAGCAAAGAGAGGUAUGCAGCUUGCAGCAGCCUUCCCGUGCUCGACUCCUUCCUCCACUGGACGUACCACCCGUCCACCCACACUGUCGACCUGGCCUUCCGCCGCACGGGGGCCGCAGCUUCCGAAUGGGUCGCGUGGGCCCUUAACCCAACCGGGACGGGCAUGAUCGGGGCCCAGUGCCUCAUCGCCUACGUCGACCCCUCGUCCGGCGCACCCCGUGCCCACACCUCUGCCAUCGCCUCCUACCGCACGGCCCUCCAGCCAGGCAACCUCAGCUUCGCGGUCCCGUCCCUUAGGGCCGAGUUUGGGAAUAAGGAGAUGAUCAUACGCGCCACCAUAAAGCUGCCACAGGGGAGGACCAGCUUCCCCCAGGCGUGGCAGUUCGGCCCUGUUACCUCCUCCGGCCAGCUCCGGCAGCAUGGCGCUGCCCCGGGAAACCUUGGUGCCACCGCUACCAUCGACUUCUCCACGGGGACCAGCACACCCACUUCAAGGCGUUCUUCAUCUAAAAACAUUCACGGCGCGCUGAAUGUUGUGAGCUGGGGAAUAAUGAUGCCUGUGGGUGCCAUGGCAGCAAGGUACCUAAAGGUGUUCAACGUGGCCAACCCAGCGUGGUUUUACGUGCACGUCACCUGCCAAGCCUCCGCCUACAUAGUCGGUGUUGCUGGAUGGGUCACGGGUCUCAUACUCGGCACCCGCUCCCCUGGAGUCCAGCACACGCCCCACAGAUACAUGGGCAUCGCGCUAUUUGUCCUAGCCACCCUCCAAGCCCUGUCCAUCCGCCUCAGGCCCAAGCCCGACCACAAGUACAGAAUCUACUGGAAUGCCUACCACCACAUCACAGGCUACAUCGUCAUUCUUCUUAGCAUCGGCAACAUUAUCGUGGGUCUCGAAAUCUUGGAUCCUGGGAAGAAAUGGAAACGAGCCUACUAUGUCAUGCUCAUAGCCCUUGUAGCCAUUGCCACUCUCUUGGAAGCACUCAGUAGUUUUGUUGUCGCCAAGAGAAAGAGAAACCAGCAGCAGAAUUCAGUCGAUGUCGAUGGAUGUAGUGCCUAG
Molecule: messenger RNA, 1167 nt
Organism: Striga hermonthica
Lineage: Eukaryota; Viridiplantae; Streptophyta; Magnoliopsida; Lamiales; Orobanchaceae
Source: the annotation of a GenBank genome assembly